AUGGUUUCUAUCCAUGAAAUCACUCAUGCUCUUGCUUUCGCCCCAGAAUUAUUUGACCUUUUUAAAAAGCCAAAUGGGUUGCCUUAUUCUGAUGACGAAUAACUAACUCACCUCCCCUUUCAAUUUGAAAAAAAUCUGUUCCAGUUAAAGAGGUUCAUUUUUGUUAAAAUUUUUAAAAUUAAAAAAAAUAAAAUUGAACCAAUAUUUUUGAUUUUUAUGGAGAAUUAAUUCAAAAAAUUAAUCGAUUCAAUAUGAAAACUGUUAAAAUAACUAAAGAAAUUUAUUUUCCCAAUAGAGAAAAAUGAGUGACAGUAUUGACUUUACCUACAGUCGUUUCCAAAGCUAGAGAAAUUUUUGGCUGUGAAAACCUUGAAGGGAUUGAGCUAGAAGACUAUGGAGGUUCAGGGUCAGCUGGCUCUCAUUGAGAUAUGAGAAUUUUGCCUGGAGAUUACAUGUCUCCUCAGCUUUCCUUUGAAUCAGUCUUUUCUGCUAUAACUUUAGCCCUAUUUCAAGACUCUGGCUGAUAUGAUGUCAAUUUUGACUAUUCCCAGCAGAUCUUAUGAGGACACAAAGCAGGAUGUGAAUGGCUUGAAGAUAAAUGCUUUCGUGAUGAAAAUCCUAAAUUUUCAGGGUUUUGCAAGCCAAGUAACAGGACUGGCUGUGACGUUUAUCAUCUUUCAGAAUCUUUUUGCGCUUCAAAACUUGUUAAUAAUAUUCCUACAAAUGAACAGUAUUUUAAUGACCCUGAUUUAGGUGGCUCAGUUUCUUAUGCAGAUUUUUGUCCUUACAUGUACCCUUUUAGCAAUCGAAAAUGCAGAGAAUUAUCGUCACUUUCGUAUCCAAAAUAUUAUGGGGAAAGUGUAGGGGUAAAUAGCAGAUGUGUUGAGUCGACCCUGCUGAAUAAAAAAUACAAGUUCAGCCCUGAAAUUAAAGGAAACUGCUAUGAAGUCAUUAAUUGUACUUAUACGUAUGCUACGCUCAGAGUAGGGGAUCAAGAAGUUAAUUGCCCAUUUGAUGGGGGUAAUAUUACGAUAAAAGGCUAUAAUGGGGUCUUAAUCUGUCCUAAUAGUGACGUUCUCUGUAGUGAAAAGCCUUAAAUAAUUUUUUAAAAAUUAUUUUUUAAUAAAAAGCAUAAAAUAAAUUUCAAAAAAAAAAUAAAAAGCCUUGCUUUCAUGCUUGUAGUGGCCAAGGUAAAUGCAUAAAUGGGAAAUGCCAUUGUAAUCAAGGAUUUGAAGGAGAUGAUUGCACCCCUGGUUGCGAAUUAACUUGUAAAUCAUGUAAAGGGCCUGGAAAAUUUAAUUGCAGUUCUUGCUGAGAAGGUGCUGACUUAAUUGAUGGCGCUUGCUCGUGCAGACCUGGGACUGAGUUUAGCUACUAUAAAAAAAUCUGUGUAGAGUCUCCAAAGGUAUCAUUUUCUGUAAAUUCCGAGAAAUUAAUUGUUAUAACUCUGUUAUAUUUAUUUUUCUAA
Messenger RNA from Blepharisma stoltei, 1468 nucleotides. Lineage: Eukaryota; Ciliophora; Heterotrichea; Heterotrichida; Blepharismidae. The record is from the annotation of a GenBank genome assembly.